AUGGAAAAAUUUUUAACUCGUAAUUUACAGCCAUUAGAACAAUACAGAAAACUGAAUGGUUAUCGACGGUCGAAUGAAACGAAAAGACUAAGGGCGCUUUUUUUAAGGCCAUUAAAUGCUCAAAUUCCAGAUAAUGUGGACUGGAGGAAAAAGGGAUAUGUUACACGUGUUAAAAAUCAGGGGCGAUGUGGUAGUUGUUGGUCAUUUAGUACAACUGGUUCUUUGGAAGGGCAGCAUAUGCGAAAAACUGGAAAACUCGUCUCACUUUCCGAACAAAAUUUAGUUGAUUGCUCAUCUAAAUAUGGAAACCAUGGAUGUGACGGAGGAUUGAUGGAUAAUGCUUUCGAAUACAUAAAAGAAAAUAAAGGGAUUGAUACAGAAGUAUCUUAUCCAUAUGAAGGAGUUGAAGGAAAGUGUAGAUUCAAGAAGAAAUCAAUUGGAGCAACUGAUGUUGGGUUCACAGAUGUUCCAUCUGGCAAUGAACAUGCGCUUAAAGAAGCAGUCGCAACUGUAGGACCGAUUUCUGUUGCUAUAGAUGCUUCACAAUUAUCAUUUCAAGCAUACAAAACUGGUGUUUAUUAUGACAAGAACUGCAGCAGUGAAGCUCUAGAUCAUGGUGUGCUUGUUGUUGGCUACGGUACAGAUAAGAAGCAUGGUGAUUAUUGGAUUGUCAAAAAUAGCUGGGGAACAGGAUGGGGUAUGGAUGGUUAUGUAUUAAUGGCUAGAAAUCGUAAAAACCACUGCGGCAUCGCUACUGCUGCCAGCUAUCCACUCGUCUAA
Molecule: messenger RNA, 780 nt
Organism: Dracunculus medinensis (Guinea worm)
Lineage: Eukaryota; Metazoa; Nematoda; Chromadorea; Rhabditida; Dracunculidae
Source: the annotation of a GenBank genome assembly